Molecule: messenger RNA, 369 nt
Organism: Nymphaea colorata (pocket water lily)
Lineage: Eukaryota; Viridiplantae; Streptophyta; Magnoliopsida; Nymphaeales; Nymphaeaceae
Exons: 1
Coding region: 1-369 (122 amino acids)
Biological process (GO): regulation of DNA-templated transcription
Molecular function (GO): DNA binding
Source: RefSeq, a predicted model, not a curated record
AUGACUAAUCUGAAGGCCAUCAUCGAGCGAAACUCGAGCAACUUGAUCCGCCGGUUGAGCAAGCCCAAGGAAGAACUAGAAAAGGAGAAGAAGAUCAAAAAAGAACAUCGAAAGAAGGGCAAAAAUAGCAAGAUUGCUCUGGAGUCCACCAGCAUCAUGCAGAAGUGGCUGCUCGAAAAUUUCCAUGAUCCUUACCCCACCCAAGUCAAGAAACAGGAAAUGGCGAGGGAGUCCAAGCUCACGGUCUAUCAGGUCAACAACUGGUUCAUCAAUGCCCGAGAAAGAGUCAUCAAACGCUUCCUCAAGAAGGAUCUGAAGGAGACACAAAGGACUCUCUCCAAAAGCGAAGAGGAAGAAGAAGACUCCUGA